Messenger RNA from Arabidopsis lyrata subsp. lyrata, 869 nucleotides. RefSeq names its product ethylene-responsive transcription factor ERF017. NCBI's taxonomy places the organism in Eukaryota, Viridiplantae, Streptophyta, Magnoliopsida, Brassicales, Brassicaceae. Gene Ontology annotation, molecular function: DNA-binding transcription factor activity; DNA binding. Gene Ontology annotation, biological process: regulation of DNA-templated transcription. The record is from RefSeq and is a predicted model, not a curated record. The coding region runs from base 124 to 684 and encodes 186 amino acids. The transcript has a single exon.
UAAAGCGCCAAAUUAUAUCAUCUCAAUUCAAAUCAACACUAACACUGAAGAACAGAGCUCACUGAAAAACUUUAAAAAAAAAAACGGAAACAGAGAAAUCGUACCGGGUUGGUUUAAUUUGUGAUGGAGGAGGGAUCGUCUUCUUCGAUGCAGUCAAAGUACAAAGGAGUGAGGAAGAGGAAAUGGGGGAAAUGGGUUUCAGAGAUCAGACUACCAAACAGCAGAGAACGUAUUUGGUUGGGCUCUUACGAUACUCCUGAGAAGGCGGCGCGUGCUUUCGACGCGGCUCUUUAUUGCCUCCGUGGCAACAACGCCAAGUUCAAUUUCCCUGAUAACCCUCCGGUGAUCAACGACGGACGAAACUUGUCGCGAUCUGAGAUCAGAGAAGCUGCUGCUAGGUUCGCUAAUUCGUCGGAGGAUGAUUCAAGUGGCGGAGGAGCAGGAUACGAGAUACGGCAAGAGUCGACUUCAACAUCGAUGGACAUUGAUUCGGAAUUCUUGACUAUGCUUCCGACUGUUGGUUCGGGUAAUUUCGCUUCGGAGUUUGGGUUAUUCCCUGGGUUUGAUGAUUUCUCCGAUGAAUACUCCGGUGAUCGUUUCAGAGAGCAGCUUUCACCUACACAAGAUUAUUAUCAAGGAGAAGAGGAUUACGAAGGUGGUUCCAUGUUUCUUUGGAAUUUUUGAAUUUCAUGUGAUUCACAAUCUGAAAAUUUUGAUUUGGGUUUUUUAAUUUUUUUUUGUUAUUCUUUUUACCCAAUUUUUUUGGAUCAUUGGGAUAAGGGAAAUUCAUUCAUUAUUUUUUUCCCACGUGUUAGAAUUUUUCAGAUGGGAAAAGGCCAACUUAAUAAAACAAAUAUAUUUGGAUAAAA